GUCCUGUUCCAUUUGAAUUCUGGGAUGAAGACCACGCCCCCAAACAACCUCUCCGCCCGGAACACUAUCAGGGGAUGCAGUAAAGAGAAGUAUGGAUUCCAGUGGAGAGACAGCUAAAGCUGUCGAUAUUUACCGUGAUACAUGGGUCCGCUUUCUUGGAUAUGCCAAUGAAGUUGGGGAGGCCUUCCGUGCUUUGGUGCCAGUGAGUUUUGUAUGGGGCAGCUACGCCGUGGCCACCGCGUACGUCACUGCUGAUGCCGUGGAUAAAGGGAAGAAAGCAGCUGCUGCACAUGGGGACAACCCAGGGAAGACGGCCCGGGUAGCUGUUGCAGUCGUGGACACGUUUGUGUGGCAGGCUCUGGCCUCGGUGAUCAUCCCCGGCUUCACAAUUAACCGCGUCUGCGCUGCCUCCCUGUUGGUGUUGGGAAAAACCACAAAGUGGCCGUUACCAGUUCGGAAGUGGACCACGACGGUUAUCGGACUCUCCACGAUCCCUUUUAUCAUUACUCCCAUUGACAGGUCAGUGGACUUCCUGCUGGACUCCAGCCUAAGGAAGGUCUACAAUGAGGGGAAGAAGCAUGACUAACAGUCGUGGAGUUCUAUUUAGAAUGAAACCAGCGCCGUUUGUAAACCUGCAAAAAAAAAACACACAUCCGGAGGGGAUUCAUGGAGCCAGACAUACUUAAUAAUGCCUAUAAUUAUAUUUUUAUUCCAAAUUUGAAUUUCACAACGCAUAGGUGUUUAAAGGGGAAGCCUUUUUAUACAAAGGAUCCACCAGGGGGCGCUGUAUUUUCUUGUUUACUGAAAUGAGUGGCCUCAUCAAAAAGAGAUUGAAAUGACAAUGUAAUAGUUGCUCCUUUGUUUGGGUCUUAGUGUCCUCAUAUAUUUUAGUGUGGUGAUGUUCUCCUCUGACAUGUUGGGUACAGUAUGGUACAGCUGUUUUUGUCUUCCAUUGAAAGCAGCAGAGCUGAUAAUAACCAGUUUGCCUUCAGUGCCUCACACUAAGCUUUAAUCAAGCUUUUUUGAGUCUUACCAGUCAUGUUAGCACACAGUCGACUGCAGACUGAAAUCGUCUUAGGAAAUGUGACCGUUUUUAACUGGAAAAAAGCUACUAAUGCUUGUUUUUUUUUUCAUUCUUUGGAAGCUUUUAUAUGCAAAUAUCCAAUUUAAAAGCACAAAUAUUUCUGUUUUUUGCGUUAAACAAAAACUUCACUUCACUUCACUGUACUGUACCGUACUGUACCACGGAAUGAAGAGCUGCUGUUACAGAAAGAAAAAUAACUUCUAUGCUCUCCUCUCAACUGGAUGUCUGGUUGUUACUUGGAGCAGCACUUUUUAUUAGCCAUGUUCAAUGUUACUGUAACGGCAGGCCAAAAACACGGUUCUCCAUUAGUCACUUGCCUUUAAAAAGCUUUAAUUUAGUCAUUUUUAAAGUACCAUUUUGUAUUGUUUAAAACAGGGAAAUGACUUUUUAUUAUUUUAGGGAAACAACGUUUUUAAGCACUUUUUCUCAUUAAACAUAAGGGAUGCUGCAUGUUUGUACUUCAGUUUACCAGAGAGGAUUUUAUGUACUUUAUGGGAUCAGUGUACUGCAAUGUAUUGGAUUGGAAAUAUGAUGGAAAAUUAACUGAUAAGAGUUAAAGAUAUAUAUAUAUAUUCUGUGACUUAUAGGUGUAAAAACAUCCUAUUUUUACUUCAGUGGUGCACUUGUUCAAACCUGUAAAGGUCAAUUCAAUGUCUAUGCACACAUUUAAUGGAACAAGGAUACUGUAUUCAUGUAAAAAGUCCAAUUAUUUUGAAACAAAAACAGAUGUGAUGCUGUAUUUUAUUUCCAGGUUUGCAGUUUUCAUAACACAAAAAUGACAAACGUAUGUGCAGACGCCACUGUGAAACACACUGAGGGUCAUCUUUGUCAUGUUUUGUGCCAGUUUACAGAUGAUUUCAACACAGACCUUUUGUUAAAUUUGUUUGACUUUUUCUGUCAUUGAAAAGGUGCUGAAUAAUAAAAGCCUUUUAGAACUGGG
Oryzias melastigma (Indian medaka) is the source of this 2024-nucleotide messenger RNA. It is a transcript of the gene mtfp1, whose product is annotated as mitochondrial fission process 1. Lineage: Eukaryota; Metazoa; Chordata; Actinopteri; Beloniformes; Adrianichthyidae. The transcript is spliced from 4 exons. Gene Ontology annotation, biological process: mitochondrial fission. Gene Ontology annotation, cellular component: mitochondrion. The record is from RefSeq and is a predicted model, not a curated record. Bases 92 to 586 code for a protein of 164 amino acids.